AUGGUCAAGGCAACAAAUUCACCCUUCACCAUGGCAGUCUUGGAAUGCCCUGUACCGUCAAAGUUUUGGUUGCCUCAGCUUGAGCCAUUUGACAGACUUAAGGACCCUCAGGACCACCUCAACACCUUCAAGACGACACUAGGCCUUCAACAGCCUCCUGAUGAAAUAUUGUGUUGUUCAUUCCCUACCACUCUCAAAGGAGCUGCAAGGGAGUGGUUCACAAAGUUACCGACAUCGUCCAUCGACAGCUUUGAGCAAUUGAGCAACGCCUUUUUGAGCCACUUCGUCGGGAGACAACGUCCUAAGAGGCCAACAGACUACUUACUCACCAUUAAACAAAGGGAGAAAGAAACCCUGAGGUCGUACGUGAAACUCUUUACCUGGGAGACCCUGGAGGUAGAUGAAGCUGACGAUAAGAUGAAGUUGACGACCUUUAAGGCGGGGCUAAAGUCCCGAGAGUUCGUGGUCUCGCUAGCGAAGAAUCCUCCUAAGACAAUAGCAGAGAUGCUCUUGAAGGCACAGAAGUACAUGAACGUUGAAGAUGCAUUAACCGCCAUGAAAGAUGUAGAAAAACAGGGAGAUAAGGGAAGGAAGGAUGACGAUCGCAGAGGACAAAAAAGGGAGCGUCCAGAUCGUCAAACUAAUGAUGGGGGUAGAAGGAAAGAUGAGAAAACUCCCAGAACAAUAAAAUUCACUCCAAUAGUUAUGCCUGUUGAUAAAAUUUUGACGCAGAUUAAGGAUGAGCACUACCUCAAAUGGCCAAGGCCGUUACAUUCAUCCUCUAAUGUCCAUGACAAGAAGAAGUACUGUCGAUUUUACAAGGAUAUGGCCACUACACAGAAGAUUGCCGAGAUCUAA
Messenger RNA from Quercus lobata, 858 nucleotides. RefSeq lists its product as uncharacterized. Bases 1 to 858 code for a protein of 285 amino acids. The transcript has a single exon. The record is from RefSeq and is a predicted model, not a curated record. Lineage: Eukaryota; Viridiplantae; Streptophyta; Magnoliopsida; Fagales; Fagaceae.